Hylaeus volcanicus is the source of this 688-nucleotide messenger RNA. Its product is annotated as 10 kDa heat shock protein, mitochondrial. The record is from RefSeq and is a predicted model, not a curated record. Gene Ontology annotation, molecular function: ATP binding; protein folding chaperone; metal ion binding. Lineage: Eukaryota; Metazoa; Arthropoda; Insecta; Hymenoptera; Colletidae. Gene Ontology annotation, cellular component: mitochondrial matrix. Bases 159 to 473 code for a protein of 104 amino acids. The transcript has 3 exons.
AUCAAUGAAAGUUUGGUGGGGUUAGGAAAGAUGGUGGGGAGACUGGAAAUUUCGAGAAGAAGCUAUUCGCCUCGCCACAUACAUUAUACAACGUGCUCUAGCGUGUUUGCCGGUUGCUUUGCUUGAACUCGUGACUUUAAAAACACGUUAUCUUAACAAUGGCUGCAGCUAGCGCUAUUAAGAGGCUUGUACCGCUCUUUGACAGAGUUCUCAUACAAAGAGCAGAAGCUAUAACAAAAACGAAAGGAGGUAUUGUUUUACCAGAGAAAGCACAGACAAAAGUUCUACAGGGAACUGUUGUGGCUAUUGGACCUGGACAACGUAAUGAAAAAGGAGAACAUGUUCCUUUAAGUAUUAAAGUUGGUGAUGUUGUUUUAUUGCCGGAAUAUGGCGGAACUAAAGUAGAACUCGAAGACAAUAAGGAGUUCCAUUUAUUCCGCGAGUCGGAUAUUUUGGCGAAGUUAGAAGUAUAAGAUUCUAUUAAAUUUAUGUUAACAAUUUUUUAAACAUUAAAAUUUAUUUCCUGGAAAAUUCAGGAAUAAAAAACAGCGGUAUUCAAGUUAAUCUUGCGUUCGUUGUUGUUAAUUUGUAAAGUUGCUCGAUUCUUUUGGAGUCUGAUGUUUAUGUAGGUGUCACAAUUUCGUAUGUAUAAAAGAAAAUAAAUCAUUUAUUCAUUAUGUUUAUAUAA